AUGCCUUCCUUAUCGACCGAAACCAUCGCAGCUCUGCGGGACAAAGUGGACGCCGCAUGCGCAGACCAGGAUAAAGGCCUUCCCGGCGCGGUGGUGGUGGUGGUCGGCAGAGACGGCCAGGAGUAUUUCGCGCACGCCAGCGGGAAGCGCGGCCAUGGCUCUGCGGAGCCCAUGGACUUGGAGAGUGUCUUCUGGAUCGCGUCGUGCACGAAGAUGAUCACCGGGAUCGCGUGUAUGCAGCUGGUGGAGCGGGGGCUGCUGAGCCUGGAUGAUUCGGGGCUUGUUGAGAGGCUGUGUCCGGAACUGGCGGCCGUGAAGGUAUUGCAGAGCGAUGGGACUUUGGUGGAGAAGCGCCGGGGGAUUACGCUGAGGAUGUUGUUGACUCAUACAGCUGGAUUUGGCUACGCGUUCUUCAACGAGAGAUUGAGGGACUAUAGCAGGCCGGUUGGCUUCAAUGAGCUCUCGGGAAACAUCCACGAUAUGCUGCAGCCGCUCGUCCACCAUCCCGGGGAGGGAUGGGAAUAUGGGCUGAGUCUUGACUGGGCCGGGGUCAUGGUCGAGCGAGUCACCGGGAUGUCGUUGAACGACUAUUUCCACCGCAACAUCUUUCAGCCCUUGGGGCUGAGCAACAUCUCGAUGUUUCCGUCGCCGUCGAUGAAGGCCAACCUGGUCUAUAUGAACCAACGAGCGCCUGAUGGCCAAUUCGCGGCCAGAGACCACCUGUUCCGGCCGCCUUUGAUUGCGCAGUCCCCCGAGGAGAUCAAAUCCUGCUUCAACAGCGGAGGGGCAGGCUGCUUUGCCAACCCGCAGGAUUACUGCCAAAUCCUGGCAACGCUACUGAACGACGGCACCGCGCCCAGCACAGGGAUCCGGAUCCUGCAACAGGCGACCGUCGACGAGAUGUUUCGCAACCAGAUCCCCCAGUUUCCGGAAUUCGCAGCACAAGGCUUCCCAGCGGCCAAACCCGCGUGGACCAACGCGAUUCCGCAUUUGUAUCCCUCAUCGACCGCUCAGGGCUGGGGGUUGUCGUUCAUGCUCUCCGGAGGAGCCACCGGCCGAUCCCUGGGGACGGCGCACUGGGCUGGCCUCCCCAACCUGUGGUGGUGGUGUGACCGGGAGCAAGGAGUCGCCGGGAUAAUCUGUACUCAGAUCACGCCGUUUGGUGACGCCCAGAGUCUGGGUCUUUGGGGGGAGGUCGAGUCGAUAGUGUAUGAUGGGUUGGUGUAG
This is a messenger RNA of Aspergillus clavatus NRRL 1, 1227 nucleotides long. Its product is annotated as serine hydrolase domain-containing protein. The transcript has 4 exons. NCBI's taxonomy places the organism in Eukaryota, Fungi, Ascomycota, Eurotiomycetes, Eurotiales, Aspergillaceae. The coding region runs from base 1 to 1227 and encodes 408 amino acids. The record is from RefSeq and is a predicted model, not a curated record.